CAAACAAUAUGGCCGACCAAGUUAGUAAUACGACCACUACUGCUACUAGUAGUGCAACCAAAGAAAUCACACAGUACUUAAAUGUUAACAAUGCUAAACUUGUUGCACUUGCGAUGGUUUUCGCAUUUAUCCUAUACCACAGUACUCUACAUUUUAAAUACGGUAAUGAUUCUUGUAAGUGGCUUAUGAGUGAAGGAAGAUUCCCUGGUAGUGACAGCUGGCAGCCGUAUGGAUGUAUGAUGCAUAAAUACAGUAAAGCAGAUGCUAGGACCUGUAUGCAUUAUGUAUCAUACUGGGGUGGGCAUAAUCACAUAGCUUUCAUAGGAGAUUCAAGAAUACGGCAGCUUUAUCAUGAAAUGGUUGAUCUAAUUAGCGAAGGUGGAGAAGAAAUCACUGACACAAAAGUACAUCAUGAUAUGCAUUACCGGGAUAACAAAAUCAAUAUAAAAAUUGAUUUUUUAUGGCACCCAAUGGUGAAUGCUUCAAUGUAUGAUGUUUAUCACAAGUGGUUGAAAAGUGACCAGCCAGGGGCAAGGCCCAAUGUAGUGAUCACAGGCAGUGCCACUUGGGCCAUAAAGCUAUUCAAUGGAAGCACGUUGGCAUCAAAAAACUUUCAAUCAAACUUGACUAUGAUCAAAGAGAUGUAUAACAAGCUCCAAGACUCCACUAAAGUUGUAUGGAUGCUGCAAGAUCCAGCUGAAGAAGAUAAGUUGUCUGAAAACAGGAAAAUGAUUACAAAUGAACAGAUUGACAAAUAUAAUAAAAUAGCGAUUACAGUGCUACAAGACUCAUCAGCUCACCUAUGGAGCUCAUCUCGCCUGGUAGCCCAAGGGUUAAAAAAGGAAGAGUUUUCUACAGAUGGUCUGCACUUGCGUAAGAAAGCCCUUGAAAUAGACACCCAAAUGCUGAUAAACAUGUACUGCAAUAAUGACAUGAAUCACAAUGACGGCACUUGCUGUAACACACCUGAAAGGGCAACAACCCUGCAGAUAAUCACUGGAGUUGCUUUCAUUGUCUGUAUGUGCAUCAGUGGGGGUCUAAUGCUGUACAGACGCAGAGUACCUAGAAAUGGAAACAAAGCCAGAACUGCUGAAAAUGGUCAACGGAAUGGUACUAAUGGCACACAGAAAGAUUAUAAUGAAACAUUCUGGGAGAUCAUAACGUCCCUGGCUAAAAUGGGGCUGAUCAUGGCAUACUUCUAUCUGUGUGACAGAACCAAUUUUUUCAUGAAGGAAAACAAGUACUACACAACCCUCAACUUUUGUCUCCCCUUUGCCUACAUCAUGAUCCUGGGGUUCUUUUUCACUGAGAACACUGACAAGGUGACUGUGCUACACAGAGACCAGACUGAUGAAUGGAAAGGCUGGAUGCAGCUGGUGAUACUGAUAUACCACUUAACCGGUGCCAGCAAGGUUCUACCUCUGUACAUGCACAUUAGGGUCCUGGUCUCCUCCUACCUGUUCCUCACAGGGUUUGGCCAUUUCUGCUACUACUGGGAUAAGGGAGAGUUUGGCUUCGUCAGGUAUUGUCUGGGCUGGCGUCACUGCCAGGUGGUCUGGCGCUCUCGUAACAGUCAGGUGCGCAGAGUUUGUGAAGUGCUGUUUCGGAUCAACUUUCUGGUUGUGACCCUGUGUUUUGUCAUGAACCGACCCUACCAGUUCUACUAUUUUGUUCCUCUGGUCUCAUUUUGGUUCCUGGUCAUCUACCUGGUCAUGGCCAUACCUCCACAUGUGACCAGUGAAUCAUCAGAAGCUAACCCAAUACAAUACUUGUACAUGAUCUUAAAGUUUGUGGCAUUGAUAGUUGUUAUCUGUCUCUUCUAUCUCUCAGAGGUGUUUUUUGAGAAAGUGUUCCUCACGCGACCAAUCAAAGCUUUAUUCGUCACAUCAGAUGACUCUAUACAUGAGUGGAGAUUUCGUUGGCAGCUUGACCGCUUUAGUCCAGUCUAUGGGAUGUUAUUUGCCUUUGGGUACAAGGUGCUCGUGAGGUACAGGAUAGUUAAAGAUGACAGCCCAAAUAAUUUGUUCUCUAACCCAAUCUCUUGGUCGCUUUGUGGGCUGUCUAUUAUUGGAAUAGCUAGCUAUGCUGUUUUCUCUGUGCUGUGUAGCAGUAAAAUUCAGUGCAAUGAAGUCCAUUCCUACCUGGUCUUCCUACCUAUAAUAUCUUUUAUACUUCUGAGAAAUGUGCUUGGUUGUUUGCGUACCAGAUACAGCUCAUUUUUUGCAUGGUUUGGUAAAAUUUCAUUAGAGUUAUUUAUAUGCCAAUACCACAUAUGGAUGGCUGCGGACACUCACGGCACCCUCGUCCUCAUCCCUAGUUACCCCGUACUCAACGUUGUCAUCACCUCUUUCAUCUUCAUCGUCAUCUCCCACGAGAUCAGCGUCAUCACUCAGUCGUUAUGUACCUACGCUGUACCUCAAGAAUUGAAAGCUUUACUGCGCAACAUCAUAGGCUUUAUUGCUGUCUUGUUACCUUUGUGUUACUUCAACGGGCUGUUGUUGUAGCAGACACUCAAAGUGUGAUAGCAUGUUCUAAUUAUUUAUUUCUCUUUUCAUUUGGUGUGCAUUAUUACAUUUUUUUACGACUUCAGGUACAAAGCUUUUGAAAAUUUGGUAUUUGUAAUUUUUUUUUUAUAAGGUAUUAUUAUAAAUUUUAAUGUGCUUUAAUUAAUUCUAAGCCUGUACUGUAAAUACAUAAGAGAAUAUGGUAAGAAAUAAGAUGGUGUGAUGAAAUGUAAAGUGAAAGUAAAAUUGUUAAAUGUGUUGCUUGAUGAUAGGAAAAUGCAGGUUGUAUGGUUGUUGACAGUUAUGGUUGGCGAAGAUACAUUCUAUUUCAGUGCAUGUUUGUUUAGCUUUGUAGACCAGUUUCCAUCCUGCUUCUCAUCUUGGCUACUGUUUCAUUAUACUGGUAUAAAACCUACUCUUUUUUUAUGUUAUGUUAUGUUGUGUUAUUUUAUUGAAACAGUCAUAAUUACACAGUGAAUGAAGUGUAAUAGUGUAAAGGUGUUUUAAGUUUUAAUUUAAAAAAUCAAUGCAAUAAUAACUUGUUGUAACAAAAAGCACUAAUAAUUUUUUUGUUUAAUUCUUCGAUAAAAAAAAAUGAUUAUCACAUUUGUAAGCGUGUAAUGUUUUCAUCCCUCACAUUGAUGAAGAGAUAAAAAAAUUAUUUACAUUAAAAGUUAAAGGAAAAAACUGGACUUGUGGAUGAAUAGGGUUAUAUAAUAUUUUGUUUAAAGCCAGUCAUGGACUGGUAGGUUUGUUAAUAUUUAUUGACUAUAAAAUAAGAAGGUGAUGAUUUUUUUUCCUGCAUUAUUUAUCCGUGAAUUACAAUGUGAAUUAAUCCUUCAUUGUGUGAAUUUUUAAAAUCUAAUUUUGUAAAACAAAAUGUUCUUGUUUUUAAACCAUGCUUCCAAUUUUUAGAAUUUUCAAAAAAAAAUUAAAUCAUACAUUCUUUUGAAAAUAUAACAGUUUAAUGUUAAAGGUUUGUUAUAGUUUAUCUGUCUCAUGGCAUCUCUAUUGUGACCAGUUUAAUGUUGAACCAUCAUUAAUUUUAAACUGUCAGGUACUCAUUUUAGCUGGGUAUUUUCCAGACAAGGCCAUUAAAAAAAAAAAAAAUUAAACUGCCAGGUACUGAUAACAGCUGUAUGAACUCAAAAUAAAAUCCUGGCAUGCUCAUUUCUAAUGUAUGAGACAGUGAUCGCCCCAUUUGAGUUAUCUUGUGAGUGUUGAUAUGUUGAAAAUGAAGAUUUUCCUCUAAAAAAAUGCUCAUUAUCACUAAUAAUAUUAAAAUACCUUUUCAUUUGUUGGCAUUUCUGUCAUUGAAGUAUUAUUUACUGUGUAAAUAAAUCAAAUCAAAACAUUUUAGAAUUGUGAUUGCAUCAAUUUUACGUGCACUAUUUUGUGUGUAACAUUAGUAAAACCACUAAGCAAAACUAAAUGCCUAAGUUCAUAAGAGAUCUUAAAUUUAAAAAAAAACAACUCUACAAACAUAAUAAUACAGUAUUCUUUGUUCAUUCUGAAGUCCUUAAGAUUGAACUUCAUUUUUUGUGUUUGUUGUGGCUUGUAAAGUUUUUUAUUUUUUAUAAACUUGAUGCUUUCACUUCAAAUAGUUUACAUAAUAAUAAGUUAAGAUUAAUUUUUGUAUCCAAUGAUGAUUGGAUUGUUAAUAUAAUUAAUAACAAGAAUUUAGUUACUCUAUGUAAAUUUAAACAUUAUUUAUGCCAUUGCAAUCAAAAUGUGCAUUCCAACUGUUUGCACAUCAAAACAUUUAGGGGAAAAUAAACAACCUUUGCGUUAACAUUUAACUUAAUGUAAUAGUUGCCCUCAUCUUCUCUAGUUCUGCUCAUAAAAGCCAAAAUAAAAAAAUAAAUUUUUUCGUUAUAAUCUUGUUUUAAUUUAUAAGAUUUUUUAAUAUUUUAAAAUCUACUGACAGUAAGUAGUUUUGAAAUAAUAUUGUGGCUUAAUCCACAAUAAUAACUGAAAUGUGGUCAUUAUUAAAACUUGUGAUUGUUUUAUGUUUAUUAUUCUUCAUAUAUUAUUUAACAUGAUUACACUCAACAUUCAGUAGAUUAACAAAUUUCAUUAAAUUUGUAAAAAAACUAAUUUAAAAAAAAUGUAUAUUAAUCAGAGUUAUAAUCCUAAUUCAACUUAAAAUCUUACUGUGUGUUCAUAUUGUAUUGUAGUAGGCUUAAAUAAAUCUUUUAAGUCAAAUUAUUCUAAAGUCAAAUUGUUUUGUUUUUUCACAUAACUUUUGAACGAGUUAAAAAUAAAAUAAAAGAAUAGCAUUUAGAUAAAAAAAAACAAAAGUUGUUAAGAAAUAUAUCUAGUCAAAUGUACGGACCGGUUUAUAAUGCCAAAAUGAAGAAAAAAUUUGCUGUAGAAACAUUCCAUAAAACAGUAUGAGCAAGCUCAUUCCAUAAUUGUUUUUAUUGUUUACAGACUAGCAUCAAAAUCUUAUCAAAAUCAACUUUUUGUGGAUUAAAAAAAAAAGUGCUAUCAUAACUUGGUUGUGUUAAAUAGUAAAAAUAGAUUGACUGAAAUUAUAUGCAGUAUAUGAAGUAUAUUUUAAAAAAUCAAACUGUUUAUACUUAUACGUUAUAAUUAUAUGUUACAAUUUUUUGGUUUCAUGUUCAGGAUUAUUCCUAUGUAAAAAUAACAUUGUAGUCUACCUGCACCCAUGAGAGGUUAAAAAAAAAUUGUAUGUGUUAAAACAUAUAACAUGGAGUGUGGAGUUAACAUAAAUUUAAUCAACAUUGCACUAUGUCAAUUUUCUUUAAUAUUUUGCACCUAUUUUAAAUACUUUUUUAUUUGAACUCAUUUUAGUUUUGAUAUUAUGUUUACAAAAUAUGUACAAACUUAGGUAUAAUAUUUUAAUUAACUAGAAGUUUCACAGUAUGUACGUGUUUGGACUUGAUAAAAGUAUGUGAAUUUUCUACCCUGAAUCUUCAAUUGGUGAAAUCAGUUUUAAAGUUAGUGUAUAAAUACUAACAUUAAGUGUGAGAAAAGUUAUUAUGUUUUUAGGUGACUUAUUUAUUUUAGAAAUGUUUUUUUGCUAUUUUGUGAAUGCAGUUUAUUGGAAAUAUUUUUUAAAUCAAAAUUAAUAACACUUAGUUCAAAAACAGGUUGUUUUAUUUGUAAAAUAUAUAAAAUAUUAGAUGUGAAAUGGGACAACUACUUGAAAUUGUGCUUGAAUUCUAUAGGCCUAAUUAAUUUAUAAAUUAAUUAUUUAAAUUUUGGAUAACAUGUAAUGGAUAUUAUUUUAUCUGGUACUUGAUUGUAAUUAAAACAGUGAACACGUAAUUUCAUCAUUGAUUUUUAUAAAUUGUAAUAUUUUUCUUGUUCAUGUCAAAAACAAUAAUUACUUUUUUAUAAGUUUUUUUUAAGUUAGAUUUGGGAGAAAUUUUAAAAAAGUAUAAAGAAAAGGUACUUUUCUCAAAACAACAAAAAAGUGCCUUGGAUUUAAGAGGUCACUCGUAAUUGUGUAUUAAAAUAUAGAUCUAUCACGUAAUAAUUGCAUCUGUUUUAAAAAAUGAAGCAGUUUUCAUGAAUUCUCUAACAAUUAUAUAAUCAUCAAUGUAUUAUCAUGUCACUCAUUACUAAUUAUUUAAAAAGAUGACAUUUAGUUUUAUUUUUAUGACAGAGGUUCUUAAACUGUAGGCCUACUGGUCAAAGUUUUCUGUUUAUGUUUGAUGUGAUGAGUUUUCUAGAGUUUCAUGCAUCUUAUGUACAUACUGAUGACAAACAGUCAUUUCCUGGGAUAGACUCUAUACAUUUUUAAUAUAUGUGAAUGAUUCAAUAAAAUGUUUUAUAUGCCAUCAAACCAUUUGUUUUGUA
Molecule: messenger RNA, 6332 nt
Organism: Physella acuta
Lineage: Eukaryota; Metazoa; Mollusca; Gastropoda; Physidae
Product: N-acetylneuraminate 9-O-acetyltransferase-like
Source: RefSeq, a predicted model, not a curated record